UGAACAGCAAGACUGUGAAAUUGCUCAGGAAAUUCAGGAGAAGCUGGCUAUUGAGGCAGAGAGACGGCGCAUUCAGGAGAAGAAGGAUGAGGAUAUAGCUCGCCUUUUGCAAGAAAAGGAAUUACAGGAAGAGAAAAAGCGAAAGAAACACAUUCCAGAGUUCUCUGGAGCCAAUGUUUAUGGAGAUAGUUACUAUUAUGAAGAUGGAGACCAGCCAAGGUCAAGGAGGGCCAGGGAAUUGGGUUCUGGAUUCUCAAGGUCUUGUAGACUCCAAAGUGAUGGAAGGACUGUGAAGCAGAGGAAGGAGAAACCAAAAUAUCCACUGGAGAACUUGGAAGAACUAGAAGAGCAUUGUUUAUCAAAGAGAUCCCUGUCAUCCUCUAGCUGGAGCAAAGUGAGGGAUGAUCCCCAAAUUAACAGUGAGCAGCAAGAAAGGAAACGGUCUGGUCAGCAGAGGCUCCAGAGAUCUCCGCUACCCAAGAUCAGUGGAGAAGUAUUUCUGAGCACUGAAGUUGAUGACUGGGAGGCUAGCGGUAGCUAUCGAACUCAGAAUUUGGAAAAACAGUCCCGACACCAAGACCAACUUUCACCCAAGACUGCACAGAAAGCAAGGCUUCACUGCAAGGAAGCUGUGUAUGGGAGGGACCGUGGGCAAGGUGAGCACAGAGAAAAGAGACACAGGCCAAGGACUCCUCCCUUCUCAGAGUGUGAGGAGCAGCUCCACCUCCAUGACACAGGAAUGAAGCCAAGAGUGAUGAAAGAAGGUGUCUCUACUCCAUCACGAGUGACUCACAGGGAUCAAGAAUGGUAUGAUGCUGAAAUUGCCAGAAAAUUGCAAGAAGAAGAACUUUUGGCUACCCAGGUGGACAUAAGAGCAGCUCAAGUAGCCCAAGAUGAAGAAAUUGCUCGACUUCUGAUGGCUGAAGAAAAGAAAGCUUACAAGAAAGCCAAGGAGCGAGAGAAAUCAUCUUUGGAUAAAAGAAAACAUGACCCUGAGUGGAAGCCCAAAACAGCUAAAUCAGCACACUCAAAGUCAAAAGAGAGUGAUGAACCUCACCGUUCUAAGAGUGACAGGCCAGCACGGCCACCACCACCUCCCGUAACUGAUGCUGAGGAUUUGGAUCACCAUCAUUUUACAAACCAGCAUAGUUCCACACGUCAUUUCUCAAAAUCAGAGUCUUCUCAUAAAGGUUUUCAUUACAAGCAGUAAAAUCCUAGAAAUCUGCCUUGAAAAUGGACUCACUAUAGCAAAUAUUGCUGGAUGAUACAGAAUUCAUUCCAGACUGUUUUUAUUCGUCCUACAUGUGCAUUCCUGAGAUUUAUCCUCAAGUGAUUUUCUAACCAUAAAUAAUUUUAAUUCA
Molecule: messenger RNA, 1361 nt
Organism: Galeopterus variegatus (Sunda flying lemur)
Lineage: Eukaryota; Metazoa; Chordata; Mammalia; Dermoptera; Cynocephalidae
Gene: CCDC50
Product: coiled-coil domain containing 50
Exons: 9
Cellular component (GO): cytoplasm
Molecular function (GO): ubiquitin protein ligase binding
Source: RefSeq, a predicted model, not a curated record